Messenger RNA from Talaromyces marneffei, 453 nucleotides. RefSeq lists its product as uncharacterized. The coding region runs from base 1 to 453 and encodes 150 amino acids. The record is from RefSeq and is a predicted model, not a curated record. The transcript has 2 exons. Lineage: Eukaryota; Fungi; Ascomycota; Eurotiomycetes; Eurotiales; Trichocomaceae.
AUGCACACCACGGGAAAGUUCUUUGAAGCUGAUACUCGAAGUGGAAACCACUCGAGCAUAUUCCUCAUCACCAGCGAUCAAACCUCGAUACGCCUGAACAUGACUAAAGCUGGGCCAACUGAUACUAUGGGAACAUACACAAUAAGUUUUUGUGCCUAUACACAUUCAAAUACCGCUGUCGCGAACAUUGAUAUCACGCCUAUCCAAGGCCUGACAGCCGGUCACGUCACGCAACUCAUCACCCAAAACCGUCGUGAGAGAUAUCAGCUGGCUCGUACUGGUGUUGGUUGUCGCUUCUGGGUCUCGACCGUGAUCAACGAUAUGGCCGUGGCUGGGUACAUUUCUAGUUCCAGUGCAACUAGCGCUUCAAGUGCAAGAGAUAUGUUACAAUACAACUAUUCUAAAGGGCAGCAGCCACAAUUCGAAGAAAUUGUCCCAGGAAGAUUUGUGUGA